Molecule: messenger RNA, 36837 nt
Organism: Pelobates cultripes (western spadefoot toad)
Lineage: Eukaryota; Metazoa; Chordata; Amphibia; Anura; Pelobatidae
Source: the annotation of a GenBank genome assembly
AGAGGUGAUUGCACGUCCGGCUUCGCUCCUCCUCUCUGUGCUCUCCAGGAUCCAAAACCAACUUGCAACUAUAAUAAUGCACAGCCUGAAAUUGGCACUGCGCAUGCGCACACCGUGCCUUCCUCUUUCUGUUGUUGCCCACUUCCUAAUGCGUCAUGGCGCCGAGCUGGCUACUGGUUGGAGCUGAAGUGGCGGCCAUGCUUGUUAAGGGCACCGUACAGUUCAAAGAGGUAUCGAACUACUUAUGAAUCAUCUGGAUUCGUAUACUCUAGAAUCGCCUAACAACCAGUGAGUUCCAAUAUAUAUUUUUUCUUUAUUAUUUGAAUAGGGCUGUAUGUUUCAGUACACUCCAUAAUAAGGAUUGCUGUAGGCAUUUUAACAACUAACUGUAGAGGCAUCAGCUUCCUUGACAUAAAUAGUUGUUUCAUACAUUUUAUCAUGCAUUAUAUAUUAGCAAGUUUUUCCUUACUACGACCAUGUUUUGUAAAGGUUUGUAUUCUAUAUGUGCACCUGAUUUUAGGCACAAUUUCAUUAUUUAAAAAAAAAAAAAAACCAAUGGGGAUUUGUAUGUUAAAAAAAAACCAAAACACUUUAUUAGAUUUUAAAGACACUCCAGAGCCCAAACACAAAAAUAAAUACAAUCACAAUUUACUAGAUAUGCAUUGAGUCUCUCCUUCUGUACAAGAUUCCAACUUUAAAGGGACAGUCCAAUACUCAAAAUAAAUAAAAAUCGCUGUUUAAUAAUGAAAAAUUGCAUGAAAUUAUGAUGGGGUUUUUUUUCCAUUGGGGGUAUGCCAAUCCUUUAGGUGGACCCGCUUUCUUUAUUGGUCUGCACAUUUGGGCUCUGCUAGUGACAGGAUUCUGGCACUGUCCCGCCCGCCCCUUUCGAACAGGGGUCUUGUGAGUCAAGGUUGAGAGGUAUGAUUGAUUGACAAGCCAGGGGGAGUGUAACAAAAUUUAUAAAAGUGACAAUUCCUUUAAAAAUUGCUCUUUUUAUAACAUGAAAAAAGAGGAAACACUUCAAAAAGCAAUCUAGAGUGCUUUAGGUGUUUGGAGUGGUCCUUUAAGAAUUGUUUGAAUUUGUGAGUAGGGGUGUGGCCUGGUGUAAAGCUAUUUUAAGGUGGCUUACUAAUAACAAUUUAUACAACUAAAUUGUAGUUUAUAACAAGGUAUCUUAUUUACACAGGCUGAUUUUAUAAAUGUUUAUUUUGAUUUAACAUGUUACUGACUUUAUUAUUGAGCUAUAUUAUACACUGAGGCACACCUACAAUCUGGAAGUCCUAGUAGAGAGGGACAUCAGGAUAGAAAAGAGUGAUAGAGAAAUGUGGGCCCUAAAUAAGGACUGUGCCUGCUAAAUAAGAACACAGGAUACCCAUGACAAAGGCCAAUUGGUUGAGAUCAGAACUAGGAAUCCAUCUUGGGCAUCCAACAAAAUUACUAAUACCUCUCAAUUGUCCCAGUUUGUUUGGACCAUCCUAAAUUUGUGGAUCUGUCCCAUUUUUGUUACCCUGCCAUAUUUCCCAUUAGAGAGACUAGGUGCCACUAUACAGGUGUAUGUCCUUUACAGGGCCGGUGCAAGGAUUUGCUCUGCCAUAUGGGCCAACACCAGUGCUGCACAUAGUGUCUUAUCUGAAAACCAGUGUGUUUACAUUAAAAAGCCUACAGGCACAGGGUAUAGAUACCAGAACCACUACAUUAAACUGUAGUGCUUCUGGUGACUAUAGUGUCCAUUUAAUGUGAGUUAAAUUAGAGAUUAGUGCCACUAAUAAUAUAUUGAAUUGCCUACUUACCACCUGAUGAUUAUGGGCUGCAGUCUGGUUCCACAGGUCUGGUGUAGAAGAGGCUCUCUGGAGACUGUUUGUUUGUAACAGUGCUCACAACAAUUAACGAACAGGAAGCAGCUCCAUUUUUUGGGGCCUCUUACACAGCUCAAGGUCUCAGGCCCCCAGGGCCUGACCGUGAGUAUGCCUAAAAGGCCCACCCAUAAAUCCACUUACAUGGCACACCCAUGAGUGCUCUCACAGUGAGUGGAGUGGAGUGUAUGUGUGUAGGAGAUGUUAUUGUAGAGGAUGUAGUGUAUAGGGAUACCAAUUUGUGAAAGGAAUGCAUUAUGUGUUUGUGUGUGUGUGUGUAAGAGAUGCAUUUUGUUUCUGUGUGUAGGCACGUAAGGGAUGCAUUGUGUGUUUCGGUGUGUCUGUGUGUGAGUAGGGAUGCAUUGUAUAUGUGUGUAGUGUAAAAGAGAGGGUUUGUGGGGUAGGAUAGGGGCUGAGAGCAGAGCAGCUCUUUAUUUUUAUUUUUUAGUUUUUUUAUAGUGCUCUUCCUUUCUGUCCCUUAGUACUCUCCCUUGGCCCCCUGUCCAUCUGCAGUCCCCCCGUGGUGGUCUUCUCACUCCCCCAUUAGUGGUCCUCCAUCUCCCCCCCAAAACCCCUUAGUGGUCCUUACCUCCCCCUUAGUGGUCAUCCCUCCCCGCCCCUCUCCCAAACCCCUUAGUGGUCCUUCCUCCAAACCCUUAGUGGUCCUUUCCCUCUUAGUGGUCCUUACCUCUUCCCCCCUUAGUGGUCCUCCCUCCCUCCCCCACACUCAGUGGUCCUUACCCCUUAGUGGUCAUUUCCCCUUCCUUCCCCCCCUUCUUAGUGGUCCUUCCCCCCACCCCUUGAAUGGUUCUACCUAAUGUAGGGUGGCCGGGCGGCACGGACCGCAGUACAGGAACUUCUGUUUCCUGUACCCAGCCGCCGGCGGACUGAAGGGAAGCGCUGAGUGAGCACUUCCUGUCAUUCCGCCGGGUACAGGAAACAGAAGUUCCUGUCCAGCAGGGUCUGCGCCAUCCGGCCACGCUACAUUGAGUGACCGGCAGGAGGGAGCGAUGUGCGCUUCCCUCCUGACGGUCACCUAAAUCUAGCGCCCCCCCAGGCUGGUGUGCCCUGGGCGACUGCCUAAGUCGCCUAUAGGACAUGCUGACCCUGGUCCUUUAGGGGAUACCUUUUUCCAGCAUUUAUGAUUUGCCUUUUUAUAGCUUAAGUGGGCUGGUGAUAUAAGAACUAGGAGCUUUGGCCAGUGUCCUCACAAGAUCACAGCCUAUAACUAAUGUUCAUUGUCAGUGUUAUCAGCAUUUCUUUAACAUUUUCUACAGUGCCUUGCUGUUUUGCAUUUAUAGAGUUAUAUAACAGCAAGUAAUUAACAACAAAAUAAUAAUAUGACAGACACCGGAGUUGAAGAGGACAAGUCGCAAAAUGUUGGCCGGUUUCUGAAAUGUUACUGACUUUUGACUCAUGUUUUUUUUUUUUGCUUUGUUUUUUUUUGGGGGGGUGGGAGGGGUUGUACUUGUCCUUCACGCUUUGGGUGAAUAAUGUGGAAGUGUUACUUUUGCAUUAUCAAAGGGCAGAAAGGCCAGGUUUUAAGAACUGUAUUGGUUACUGUGCUUAGAGUGCCCUUUACUUAUUACAUCUAUCAUCCAUGUGCAUUCAGCCAUUUGAUGGAUACUACAGGGAGUGCAGAAUUAUUAGGCAAAUGAGUAUUUUGACCACAUCAUCCUCUUUAUGCAUGUUGUCUUACUCCAAGCUGUAUAGGCUCGAAAGCCUACUACCAAUUAAGUAUAUUAGGUGAUGUGCAUCUCUGUAAUGAGAAGGGGUGUGGUCUAAUGACAUCAACACCCUAUAUCAGGUGUGCAUAAUUAUUAGGCAACUUCCUUUCCUUUGGCAAAAUGGGUCAAAAGAAGGACUUGACAGGAUCAGAAAAGUCAAAAAUAGUGAGAUAUCUUGCAGAGGGAUGCAGCACUCUUAAAAUUGCAAAGCUUCUGAAGCGUGAUCAUCGAACAAUCAAGCGUUUCAUUCAAAAUAGUCAACAGGGUCGCAAGAAGCGUGUGGAAAAACCAAGGCGCAAAAUAACUGCCCAUGAACUGAGAAAAGUCAAGCGUGCAGCUGCCACGAUGCCACUUGCCACCAGUUUGGCCAUAUUUCAGAGCUGCAACAUCACUGGAGUGCCCAAAAGCACAAGGUGUGCAAUACUCAGAGACAUGGCCAAGGUAAGAAAGGCUGAAAGACGACCACCACUGAACAAGACACACAAGCUGAAACGUCAAGACUGGGCCAAGAAAUAUCUCAAGACUGAUUUUUCUAAGGUUUUAUGGACUGAUGAAAUGAGAGUGAGUCUUGAUGGGCCCCCGUGGCUGGAUUGGUAAAGGGCAGAGAGCUCCAGUCCGACUCAGACGCCAGCAAGGUGGAGGUGGAGUACUGGUUUGGGCUGGUAUCAUCAAAGAUGAGCUUGUGGGGCCUUUUCGGGUUGAGGAUGGAGUCAAGCUCAACUCCCAGUCCUACUGCCAGUUCCUGGAAGACACCUUCUUCAAGCAGUGGUACAGGAAGAAGUCUGCAUCCUUCAAGAAAAACAUGAUUUUCAUGCAGGACAAUGCUCCAUCACACGCGUCCAAGUACUCCACAGCGUGGCUGGCAAGAAAGGGUAUAAAAGAAGAAAAUCUAAUGACAUGGCCUCCUUGUUCACCUGAUCUGAACCCCAUUGAGAACCUGUGGUCCAUCAUCAAAUGUGAGAUUUACAAGGAGGGAAAACAGUACACCUCUCUGAACAGUGUCUGGGAGGCUGUGGUUGCUGCUGCACGCAAUGUUGAUGGUGAACAGAUCAAAACACUGACAGAAUCCAUGGAUGGCAGGCUUUUGAGUGUCCUUGCAAAGAAAGGUGGCUAUAUUGGUCACUGAUUUGUUUUUGUUUUGUUUUUGAAUGUCAGAAAUGUAUAUUUGUGAAUGUUGAGAUGUUAUAUUGGUUUCACUGGUAAUAAUAAAUAAUUGAGGGCGGAGCCAGCAGCGCAACGGAGCGGUCGCAUCUCAGCGAGCUCCGACAUCAACUCAACUAAAUAGAGCCCUAAGUAGCAAAAUCCACGGAAACCUACCUACUAGCCUGCCCACGGAAGGCAGACAGAACAUGGGCAGAAAGUCCAAGAAAUCAAAGGCGGACAAAAGCCCUCCCGGACGGGAUAUUGGCGAAAUGCUGCGGAACACGCAACAGGCCGCAUGGUCCAAGAUGGCGCUGGAGGACGAUUUUGCCUCUUACUCCUCAGAGGACUUUGACACCGACCUGAUGGAGGGCGCGGCCCUCAGGCCGUCACCAAAACACAACACAGUGACCAACACACCCGGAGACCCGGUAACCGCAAGCCAACUUAAAGAAAUGCUGGCCGAACUACGCAAAGACCUGUCAGCAGAUAUGGCUUACUAUAAAGCAGCCAUAGAAGGGGCCCAGACGAAGAUCACCCAACUAGAGGCCUGCGCGAGCACCCAGGACUCCAGGCUGACAGCGGUGGAGCACCAGGUGACAGAACUGGUAAAGCAGCAGCAAGCUGCAACAGACUGCCUAGACACACUGGAGGACCAAAGGAGACGCCACAACCUGAAAAUCAGGGGGAUACCUGAUUCGGUGAGCCUCACUGAACUGCCCCACUACAUCAGGCGCCUUCUGGGUGCCCUACUCCCGCCAAAACAGGCGAAGUCCCUGCGGCUCGACGGAUGUUUCGACUUCCAAAACCGACCCGGGCCCCAGUGACCGCAUCUGCGGACCUUAUCAUACGCUUCCAGAGCAUAUCGGACAAAGCGACACUUCAAAAUACACUGAGGGGCAAAACCCCAUAUUUGUUUGAGGGCAGCACACUUACAUUUUUCCAGGACAUCACCAGGAGUACGCUUACCUGGCGGAAAUCUUUGCAGCCGCUGCUACAACAUCUCCGCAACAGGGAGAUGCCCUACCGUUGGGGGACCCCACGGGCAGUACUACUCACCCUUAACGAGACAUCCCACAAAGCACAGAGCUACCAAGAACUGGAAGCACUCCUGACGUCUGCGGGUAUACUUCAGGCAGCACACACAAAAAGAUCAGGACUGUCCAGGAUCAACCCAGCUACCAUACGGUAGUUCACGCACGAGAGCCCCCCUGGGACCGACACCGACCAGCCCGCCGCCCUGAGCUACUUGGGACCAGAGUCUGCAGGGCGCACCUCUUACCCACCGCCAACGACACCCAAGUUCUCAACAGCUUGCAACCUCCACCCGCACGCACGCCCGGGGCUAGCACUUUGCACGGACAUCGGCUGAAACUGGCAGAACAUCCCACCACAGCUCUGCUAUCGAUGCUGCAAACCCUCUCACACGUGAGGGCACGGAUCCGAAAUCGCUAGACUAACCCUCCGGCUCCCCGUUAUUGUUGGGGGUAUGGCCUAAAAAUAUUUUGUCUUUACCCCUCUUAAUGUUCUCCGGGCGGGAUAGCCGACACCUGUCUUACCUAUGGAGCAUAUGAGAGGCACCAGGACUUACCCGGCAUAAAACUGCUCUUUCUUGUGCCACAUCUUGUAAAUAGGUCUUCCCCACUGCACACGACCCUUAGCGUAACAUAGGUUUAAGAUGUUAAUGUUACACCUUAUUGACCGAUACUCCUAUCCUAGCACUGUUAAAUGUUGACCUUUUCAUUUAUCCUAUUGACCUCACUGUUUAACCUUUAAGAUGGCAGUCAUAAUUUUAUAAAACUACGCGAGAACUCAUGCCACAGUUUAUAUUAUUUUAUCUUAAGUAUAUUAUCUGACUCGCUAAUGCAUGCUGUCACACCCCUACGAAACCCAGAGAGCCUGCCUAUAAUGUCUAAUUAAUGCAUACACUGGCCUAGCAAGAAUGUGAACAACUGUGAUAACAUGCCUACCUUAGCACUGUUAAGCGUUAACCUCUUUAUUUCAUUUUACUUCAAAAUCAUUACUGUUUAGCCUAUCGGAUGAUUGCUAUAACUAUAUAAAAUGUGCAAGAUUUCAUGCCACUGUUUAAUUUAAGUACAAUUUCAGACACGCCGUUGGGGCGUAUAUCAAUACGAUGUAUAACGUGCACAACAAAAAUAAAGAAUUCAAAAAAAAAUAAUAAUAAUUGAAAUGGGUAUAUAUUUGUUUUUUGUUAAGUUGCCUAAUAAUUAUGCACAUUAAUAGUCACCUGCACACACAGAUAUCCCCCUAACAUAGCUAAAACUAAAAACUACUUCCAAAAAUAUUCAGCUUUGAUAUUAAUGAGUUUUUUGGGUUCAUUGAGAACAUGGUUGUUGUUCAAUAAUAAAAUUAAUCCUCAAAAAUACAACUUGCCUAAUAAUUCUGCACUCCCUGUAUAUAUGCUUGACCAACUAUUGUAAUAGUUGUAGAACUAGUAUUUCUAUCUUUAUCAUGAAAAGUGUGUGUGUGUGUUAGUGUUAAGAGAGUUUAUAAAGUGCAUAAAAAUCUCUCCAACAGACAGAAAGGAGAGCAAAGGUCUAUCAAUAAGUACAUGAAUUCACUUAAUUUUGUUAUAAGAAAUAAAAACAGCAUGUGUUUUAUUUAUUUAUUUGUUGUCUCAAGUAUUUUCAUUUGUGUAAAAAAGAAAAGAAAUAAAAAUGCAGGAAUCAGAGGAGAAAUCAGUGCACACUGCAUGUCACUAUUGUUUUGAAAAUGAGCAAAUGUUCUUGUUUUCUACUGAAGAUGAUUUGCUAGCAAAAAGACUACAGGGCUUGGCCAGUUACUGUACUCAGAGUGGGAAGUGUUAAAAAUGUUAAUAGAGUAAAAAUCCUGUUUGGGAGGAGGAACACACAUUUUAUGUGUGAAGAAGAGCACAUUUUAUCCAUUCAAGACUGGACUGGCAACAUAUUAGAAAUCAGGCUCCUCACUUGGAUUAACAGGUAACAACAGUGUUUUGUGACAAUAUAACCGCAUUACAUAUAUUUAUAUAACAAAAGCUGCAAAGACUAGAAGGUUUUUUAUUUUAUUUGUUUAUCCCUUUGCAGCAGUGAUAGUAUACUGUAUGGUAUAGCAUAGUCAUUUUUUAUAAUUGCCUUAUUUUAUAAUGUUAAAUACCCUACACCAUAUCUGCUGCAUGCAUAUAACAUUGCUUAGUUACCUCGUUGCCAUUUUUAUUAGCAGAGUGUUUUCUAAAUGUGUUUUAACUUUCAUAAAUCAUGUGAUGAUUUAUAUGAAUCAUAUAAUCAUAUGAAGGAAGAAUUUUGAAAUGUCUUAUUUCUAAACAAAACAGUAUAUUUCAUAGAAUAAAUUAGUGUUAUUUACUUUUACAAAACAAGUUCACCCUUGCAACUCUGUGCUUAGUAGAGAGUCUUAUGUUACAUUUCCUUUUUUUUUUAAUAACCUUUACAUGACAGAGGACUUAUUAGGACUGUCAGGAUAUAAAGGAAUCAGCUUAACUUAUAGUAAUGAAGGGGUUACUCACGGAUGGCACUGUUUGAUAUUUUAUCACACCCAAGUAGAAGUGGUACAAAAGUCACAUAGUUUACAAACUAGACAAAUUGCAGAUAGAUUUGCAAUCUAGCAAGAAUUAUGCUGAAUCAUGCUGAGUUUGGAAGAGUAAAGUUUAUCUAUUAAAAAAAAAAAGUUAAUAAAAAACAAAUUGAAAUACCUGAUUUUUUUUUUGAUUUUUUUUGAUUUGAUUUUUUUAUGCUCUUCACAUUCAUUCAUGUGUCAAAAUAUAUUUCCUGGAUCUCAUAGGUUCUAGGAUUAGCUUCAUUGAAAACUAUUUGACGCUGCACUGCAUAGGAGAGGUUUACUAGGUACGCUCAACACAUUUUAAAAUAGAUCUCAAUAGGUUUUAAACUAACUAUUUAGGUUACCAGACCCCCUCCAAUCACAUUGGGAAAAGUGUUUUUACUCCCUUUUUUCCCCCUGCCUCCUUGGCUGAGAUCAUCAAUUUUUAGAUUUUUUAUUUUUUUCUGUCACUUAUUUUUUAUUGAGGUAGAUGCACAUAAUAUAUUAAGAACAGUGCAUACAUUGAAAAGCCUUCAAGGGCAGGUUAUAGAAACCAGAACCACUACAUUAAGCUGCAGUGGUUGUGGUGACUAUAGUGUCCCUUUAAGAUAUAUUAUAUUUGGUGUUGAAAAUAAAGCUUUUGUUAGUUUAAAAAAAAAUAAUAAUAGUAAUAAACUGGCUCCUACCUUUUUUUAGCUUUCUACUAGACUCAAAGCAAAUUAGCAAAGCCUCGUUAUAGUAAAUAUUUAAAACACUGCAGAAUAAGUAAAUAUAAGAGCAAUUAAAUACUAAAGACAUACUGUGCAAAUACAGUCAAACUUUUACAUGUAUUUCUGUUUGAAUAAUGCAGUCAUAGUUAUUCAGCAACGUCAAUAUAUCACUGUGUGUACUUCUCUUCCAGCCAUAAAAAUAGACUAAAACAAAACCCAGAAAAAAAAGUAAUCACUCCGAAACUACUGAUAUCCAAUAAAAUUAAAUUUUUUAAUCAACCAGUAAAAAAACAAAUAGUUUAGCAAGCUUUUAGACAGAUGUACUUGCAUAGUUAGGGUGUAGAUCUCAGUAACUCAAAUCAGUGCUGUGCGUUUCACAUGUUAGUCUAAUAUUAUUUUAUAUAGCACCAACAAAUUCCACAGCGCUGUACAAUGCCUGAUCUAGACAAUGCAAAGGCCUUUUAGUCAUUCACUUGAGUCAGGUUCUGAUUUGUUUAUUAAUUUAUUGGUGGAGGGAAAGGGUAGGGUGACAUAGAAAAAGAGCAUUUGCUAUGGUUUUAUGAAUUGGGGCACAUGGCUGGAUAUAUAUGCAGGAUCCCAUUGGAGUUUCCACUGGAAGUGCAGAGCUGGAGGUCAGAAGUGAAAGACCCCUGCUAUACAGAGAGAGAAAGGCCUGCUUGAUCCAAUGCUUAGAGGAGUGCUGGUGCGUCCUGAAAGAACAUUCCAGCAGACAGCUGUAGAAGCCCAGUAUACAGAGCUUUUUGAAGCAGAGAUUGAUGUGAACAGAGAGGUAUUCUUAGCAGCAGUUAAAGGUGGAGGUGUUUCCCUACCUGAACUGAUCUGAUUUCAGACUGUGAAGUGUUAAGCUUAAAACCUCUCCCAUUGUUUCACAACAGGGCACCCUAAACUGCUUACACCAUUCAAAGACCUUGAUCCCCAGUUUUAUUUACCUGGGGAAGAUUUUGGUAUAUCGCAAGCUACAUUGUGGAUUACAAUAAUUAUGAACCCAAAUUAUGUGCAUCAACUAAUGGUACCCGACUGCCUCUAGGGUGAACCGCAGUAUCGAUUGUGGGUGAAUGAAGUUCAUUGUCUAUUGCAUUAUUAUUUGACUGCAUUUAUUCCUUUUAUAUUCUUGCAUGGUGUUUUACUGUGCAAUACUGAGUUAUAUUUGUGAUGGCUCUGUGUCAGUUUUUAUUUCUUAGCGGGACCUCGCAUCCAUACCCUGGAUGCCCUGCUGGGUUGGAGGCACUGCCAUGUACCCCAACUCCCAGGAAGCGUAGACUCCGGAUUGCCCUGCAGAGCACAAGGAGGUAACUGUGGUAAAGGACUACAGGGGUAUAGGUGGGCCUACGCAAAACCACAUGUAUAAUGAUUUAGGCUACCUGUGUACAUUUAGAAUAUUGUAAUGGAAUUUGUGACAGACCCAUCUGUCUGGAUUAUAACUGCGUUGUUCGUCUGUUUUGCCGUUUUCAUGAAUUUCCCCGUUCGUAUGCUUUGUUUAAGGGAAUGUCGGUUUUGUCGAACGGAACUACCGAACGGACGGCCACCCAGAAGAGAAGUGUGCUGCUGGUUAACCUAUUGAUCCCAAUUAGAACGUUGCGGUUAACCACAGACACUUCUCAAUUAAAAACCGAAUGCCGGGUGGUCGUCGUUCGUAUGUCGACCACGAGGCGGCGGCCAUUUUGUCCAUGCGAACGACCAGCGGUGUUCAACGAUUAUUUCAUGGAUCGGAAAACGGACACUUUUUCAGCCGAACACCGCUGAAGCCGUCGACCUCCCCUUCUCAAUCGACAAAAGCAUGCGAAUGACAGCCGUUCGGGAGAUUCAACCACACGAAUGGACUUAACCCAGAUAGCCGUCCCAUGGAGUCAAUCGCAUACCGAAGAACUGAAAGAGACUUUGACUCCAUGGCGAUUGAACUGUGCGAAUGGGAUCUGAGCGCUAUUCUCCAAUAAUGUGCCCUCAGAUCCAGGCUAUCUGGGGAUAUGCAAGACUGAUGUAAAAUGUUCAGCAGUUAUUAAGUUAUGGAUUUUUGUGUGUUUUUGUAACUUGUAUCUAAAAUGGCGAUUGCCUCUGCUCGGGGAGAUAAUUGAAUUACUUCCCAAUUAUCCCCCGAGCAGAGGGGAGGGAACUGUACUGCAUGCUGGGAAUAUUGUGGGGAUGUAUGUCCAGAAUGUCCCCAUGUCCCUCUGUGAUUUCAGUCUCCCAUUUGGUCCCCUAGGGGAGUGUCCACCAAGUGGGAGACCUGCAUAAAUACCGGGCAGGUAGCCCACAGUAAACCAGUUCGUGUUUUACCCUCAAAGCGGAGCUUGGUCUCGUUAUUGGGGGGAUUUGGAUACCAGCGGCGAGAGACUGCUUACUUGGAUUAUUUGCCGCUUGGGAGAUAUUGUCGUUCGGUUAUUAAUUGCCGUUCGUGGAUUUGCGGCUUGCGAAGGGAAUUAGCCGUACAGGUACCGUUCGGGAGUUUGGAGUGUUCCCUGACUGGCGGUUCGCCUGGUUUUAUUAUACCCGCUACCCGACCACAUUAUUGCGAACGGGGAAUACUCGCUAAACGGCGGUUUGUACAUUUCGUUCCUGGAGGUACCGUAACAGAAUUGAAUUGUAAAUUGGUGAUAUUCUCACUGUCACCAUUGUAUUCACACUAAAGAUAGUUAUAUAUGUAGUAAUAUUUAAAAAAAACUUCAAACCGUCAGGUUCAGGCUUUCAUAUAUCUGUAUCACUGCUGCUGCUUUGAAAGAUGGCUGAAUAUCCAUUGUUUUAGCUAAAAAGAAAAUCAUCCAAAUGUGUUAUGCAGGUUUGAUUAAACAACCAUCUAAAGGAACAUGAUAGCAUUAGGAAUACAAAUCUAUAUUUGAACACUAUAGUGUUCCUGUCCCUACUGGUAAGCCGGUCACACAAACCCCAGGUGCAAAAGCUUUAAAAUAAAGUUUUACUCUCCCCCUCAGGUGCCAUCCCCAGGCAAUGUCCAAUCCAAUGCUUCUCAUAGAGCACUGCAUUUGCCUUCAAACUUUCCUAUAGGAAAGCAUCAAAUCAUUCCGCAUCAUGCGAUCAAGUUUUACUCGGUCUGUUCCACAGAAGCGCCUCUAGUGGCUGCCAGUAUGACCGCCACCAGAGGAGAACUUAAAGAGUCACCAAAGCAAGUUUAGCUUAUUGAAGCAGUUUUGGUGUACAGAUCAUUUCCCUGCAAUGUCACUUCUCAAUUCUCUGCCAUUUCAGGAGUUAAAUCACUUUAUUUAUGCACCCUAGUUGCACCUCCCUGCAUGUGACUUGCACAGCCUUCCUAAACACUUCCUGUAAGGGGGUAGCUAACGUUUACACUUCCUUCAUUGCAAAUUCUAUUUAAUGUAAAAUUUUAUUAUCCCCUGCACUGUUGAUAGCUUGCUAGACCCCACAGACGCAUUCUGUGUAUGAUUAAAGUUCACUUUAGAGAGCAGGCAAUAAUAUUUUUUAAAGUAAGUUACAUCUAAUUGAAAGUGAAACCAUUUUUUUAAUUUUAUUUUUUCCAUGCAUGGUGUGUGUCACAGCCAGGGGAGGUGUGACUAGGACUGCAUGGACAAAAACAAAAGGGAUUUAACUCCUAAAUUGCAGAGAUUUGGACACUGAGACUGCAGGUUCAUGAUCUAUACACAAAAACUGCUUCUUUAAGCCAUUGUUUCAUGACUAUAAUGUCCCUUUAACUGUGCAAUAGGAGAGUCAUUUAAGCUUAAACAGAGUUUAACUUGAUUGUAGCUUCAGAAGCUUUUCUAGUGGCUUUCUUCCGGACAGCCUCUAGAGAUGUGAUAACUGCGAUAUAAACAUUGCCAUUCCUGCAAAGUGACAACAUUUUCAGUUGCAGGGUAAAUAUGAUAGGGGCGUGGUACCCAGAACACUUCAUUGAGAUGCAAUGGACUGGGUAACUAUAGUCUUUUUAAGGAUGAUUUGCUAACUAACCUGUACUGCAUCUGGCAAAAGGAAGAUGUAUCCCCUGAGGUAAGCCUAGCCUGAUUCAGGGCUUUGCUCACUGAAUGCUAAGCUGACACUCCGACACCAAAAAGAGCAGCUCUGCUUAGCUCAAGGGAGAAUCAGAAAGCAGAGUUGAAGCUUUGAGUGCCUGGUGGACCCCAGGUAAAUUGUCACUAUCCACUAUACACACACUGCAUCCCUUACCCACAUUGGCAGAACUAAAGUAGAGCGGUCACUGGUGUAAUAUUUAUUUGCCCCCCUCUGACAAGGAUGGGGGGGGGAGGUAGAUCCACACCUAUCAAUCAACUCUAGGGUUGCUACCUUUUUUGAAAAAAAAUACUGGCCAUACUAAUUUGCAUAUCCAUUAUGACUGCGUGACAUCACAAUAUGUAAAUUACAAGGAGUGACAUAACAGAAAAAUAAAAUCACCAAAAAAACUACUUAGUUUGAUUCUGCUUUAAGAGUGAUUGCUCCCACUGUCUCCCUGUCUCACAGCGCAGUGUCUUUAAGUCUCCUAGUGUCUGUGUCCUCAUGUCUCCCUUAGUGUUUCAGUGUCUCUAGGUGUCUCAGUGUCCCUGGGAACACUGGGAGACAUGGGGACACUAUGUAUUGUCCCCUAGUGUCUUUCUCUUAGUGUAUCAGUGUCCCCCUGUCCCCUAGUGUCUCAGUGUGCCCUAGUGUCUCAAAGACAUGGGGACACUGGGGUACACUGGGAUACACAGGGACACUAUGAACCCUAGGGUUUCCUAGUGUCCCCAUGUCUCACAGUGUCCUAUUGUAUCUCAGUAUCCCCAAGUGCAGGGGUAGGCAACAUUUUGCACUCCAUAUGUUGAGGACUACAUCUCCUAUAAUGCUCUUACAGCCAUAAUAUUGACAGAGUAACAUGGGAGAUGUAGUCCAAAACAUCUGGAGUGUCGAAGGUUGUUGACCCCUGCCCGUGUCUCCCAGGAUCCCCCAGUAUCCCUAUGUAUGUGUGUCCUAGUGUCUCUGUAUCUCCCAGGAUCCCCCAAUGUCCCUAUGUCUCCCAUAGUGACUCUGUGUCUCCCAGGAUCCCUCUGUGUUACCAUGUCUCCCCUAGUACUGCUGUGUCCACAUAUCUCCCCAUGUGUCUGUGUCCCCCCUAGUGUCACUUUGUGUCUGUGUCUCCUAGUGUCCCCAUGUCUCUCCUAGUGUCUACGUGUCCUCAUGUCUCUGUGUCUCCCAGGAUCCCCCCGUGUUCCCGUGUCUGUUUCUCCCAGGAUCCCCCAGUGUCUCCCAGGAUCCCUCAGUAUCCCUAUGUCUCCCAUAGUGUCUAUGUGUCCCCCAGUGUCUCCAUAUCGCCCCUAUGUCUCUGUGUCUCCCAGCAUCCCUCUGUGUUACCAUGUCUCUGUAUGCCCUAGUGUCCCCAUAUCUCCCCUAGUGUCUCAGUGUCCCCAUGUGUUUGUGUCUCCUAGUGUCACCAUGUCUAUUCUGACCCCCCGUGUUACCUGUUACAGACUGCCCUUCCAGUUGUCUCCCCCCAUGCCUCAAUUACCUGAGCUGUUGGCUGGACUCUCUUUGAGAGCUGCUCACCCGCGGAUCAGUGAGUAGAGAGAGGCAGGGAGAUGCUGUAACUUCCUAUGCCUGUCUCUCUCCACACACACACUGCGCCAGCGCCGGUAUUGCAAUCUAAUCGCCGUUUAUACUAAGAAAAAUCCCGGCAUUUGUAUUGCCGGUAUGACUGCAAUACCGGCCCGGUGGCCUCAAAUACCGGCUCUGCCAGUAUAAUACAGUCCAGGUGGCAACCCUAUAAUCAACUCCCACAAUGCUUUGCCCGCUGAGGAUCUACCAUUUGCCCAUUGUUGCAGGGUUGUAUUUAGUUGUGUAUUCUCACACAUGUACAAAACUGAGGUCUAUGGAAGUUCCUGCAAGACAUUCCAUAGACCGUGCUUUUUCCCCUACAGCCAUCAGAAAUUCACAAAUACAGUCAAAGUAUUUCAUAAAUAUUUUAUCUUCUUUUCCAGGGAAUGACAGAGCCGCUUUAAUUCUGUAGACUGCCUUUGCACUUUUUAUAUUAAAAUAACACAUAAGUGUUAGGAAUACAAACCUGUAUUGCUAAGGAAUAUUUUAAAGGUUUUAUACCAGAACCACUAUAUACAAUAAGGGUUUUGAUAGGGUCAUCUAGGCAAGGUAACAAAGGAAGAAACCCUAUAUUAAGCAUCAAAUACUCCAAACAAAAAACAAUACUUCCUCUAAGGAAAGCAGAAGUGUAUAACCCUCUUAGAGGCAGUAUUGGUUUUCUGUGUUGCUAAGGCUAUAGGUUCUUAAUCCCUCUCCUCCACCCCCAUUUGCCAUUAAAAUUAAUAAUAUGCAGGAAUUACUUAACUUUUUACCUCUCUGCCCUCGCAACAUCAUGGAGGAGGACUGGCCUCCUCCAUCAUCUGCCCAUUUCAAUGCUCUUCAUGCAUGGUGAACGCUCUGUGCGCAUCCAAGCUUCCCAUAGGAAAGCAUUGAGUCAGUUUCCUAUGGGGGCUUCCGUGUCACAUGGCUUGAGUUUUACCUGAUCACUUCUGUGGAAGCGCCUCUAAUAGAUGUCAGGAAGACCGACACGAGAGAUGUGUUUAAUUGCUAUUUCUGGAUGGAUUUAGUGUUCCUUUAAAACAUCCUCUACAAUCAUUAUAUGAAUAUGAAUAAAGCACAUGAUACAAACCGACUAUGGUUUUAAUGAAACUUCUAUAAUUAUCGUAGUUUGCUAGUGGAUGAAUGCAACCAUCAGACACAGUGAGGGAGAGUUAAGAGAGAGGAUCAAAUGUAUUUAUUUGAAUAAAUUUAUCAAAAUUUCAGAGUAGAUUCCAGCACCUGUAAGGCUGGAUAAAGUUGCAUUAAUAAUACAUUAGCAGUAAGUUAGUGCUGGUCCUAAACUUGAAGAACUACAACUCCCUUGGUGCUUUGCCAAACUUUAGGCUGAGAAAGCAAUGUGGUCAUUGUACUUCUACAACAGCAGUAAGUCUACUUGUUGUACGUCUUUUGCAUCUCUCUGGUGUUUUUUUUUUGUUUGUUUGUUUUUUAAACAUAAUGCAAAAUUUCAACAAAGUUUGUUUUACCUGUUAUUUGUUGUUGAUUUUUAUUUUUAUUUUUUUUAACAGAUGAUGGAAAGCUCAAAUCAAGUGCAAAACAGAGUGCUGUCUGAGAAGGACUGGAUAGACAAUUGGGAAAAGAGGAAAAUUGGAUUUCAUGAAGCGGAUGUUCAUAAGUGAGGUUUUAAAAUUCAUUUAAUGUACUCUUUAUCUUGUACAUCAAUUAGAGCUUAUAAUAAUAUGUGACCUGUGUCUUUUUAUUUUAAAGAUUGCUUAUUGAGUUUCUAGAUGACAUGGUGAAUAACAGAAAACAAAUUAAGAUUUUUUUUCCUCUUUGUGGAAAAGCAGUGGACAUGAAUUGGUGAGUUAAUAUAUUUAUUUAUUUAUUUUAUUUUUUUCAAAAAAGUUCAGAUAUCUUAUUAUGUUGUAAUCGGUUUGUGUAAUAUGCAUGCAUAUUAAAUUUAAAGUAACCCCUACCUCCCCCAAUGCAUUGAAUACAUCAUCUAUCACAGAGAUACAUGUUGUAUUCAUUGUAAAAUAUAUAAAACUCACUUCAUGGGAUGUUACUCUCCUGUAACACACACCUGCAGUCCACCUGUUCUCUUGUUUCAUUUGUCUUGCUUGUAGACACUUUCCUAUGCAGGCAAAUCUCCAUUGGUUUGAAACUCCUUGCUGCUGGUUAGGGCAUGAAAGGAGACGUUUGGCCUUUACUUUAGGGGGCAAUAUGACAUACCUAAAACCCAUUGGUGGAGGGGUGAACAAUAGCAUGUUGACCCUCUCUCCCUCCAUUGAUUAUUAAAUAGGCCCCAUGGGUUAUGGCAAGGGGGCACAGUUAAUUAAUAUAUUAAGUCAUCACCCACCACACAUGUGGGGCUGGGUGUGAUAUUAAACCCCCUACGUUGGGAGCAAGGAAGCUUUAGCAAGUUCCCCCCAUGCUGUUUUUAUUUUUUAAACACCUACUGGCCAGUGACACCCUGUGCAUGGGCAGCAAUAACUUCAUUUUUAAUUAAUAGUUGAUAGGUUUUAGUUGCAUUGACCAUAGUAAAUAUGAGAUUAUAUUGCCAUUCUGGUUGGAAUUCAGCCAUUUUCACAGAUGUUUGUCCAUCUGGACUUAUCCUUUUGAAACAUUCAAGUAAAACGAGUGGAUCAGACUAAGCGACUACGCUGCUUCAGACAACAAGUGUUUGAAAAGUUGAACAGGCAUGAACAGAUGGUAGGGAUGAUGACAAUAACGCUGUCCAGUUUUUGUUGGGGGAAAAAACUUGAAUAUUUUUAGAGGUGAAUAUUUUUUAUUACUACGCAAGUGCAAAUUUAUGCAUUCUUCUUAUGUAAUCCAAAAAGAGAUAAAUUCCGAUCCUUCUUAAAGUAUCCUUUUAAAAAAAUAUAUAUAUUUUUCCCAUGUGUAGUGAUCCUUCUAUUAGGAAACAUACAUUUUACUGUUCUAAAAUGAAGUUAUGGCAGCACUAAAGAACAUAUUUGCAAUACAUCUUCUAAUUCUCUUGCUCAUGUUUCAGGUUAGCUAAAAUGGGGCAUACAAUUGUUGGAGUUGAUGUCAGUGAACUGGGAUUAAAGGAAUUUUUUGAAGAGAGUAAUAUUCCUUACGUUGAAGAAGCAGUUCCUGGGAUUUCUGGAGCAAAAGUGUUUAAGGUUUUAAUAUUGCUUUGAUGUUAUUUGUCUUAUGAUAAUGUACUCUUAGGGCCAGGGGAAUACAGAGUAACCCUAAACCUCUGUUUUUAAAUUUAGUUUCAUUGCAUCAAAAUAGUGCUGAGAGCUGUAAAAUAGUGUGUGUGUGUGUGUAAUAUAUAUAUAUAUAUAUAUAUAUAUAUAUAUAUAUAUAUAUAUAUAUAUAUAUGUAUGUAUAUAUAUAUAUAUAUAGAUGUAAAAAACAGAUAAAAUUCUUAUCUUGUAAUACCUUUUUUAUUGGACUAACAGAAUUUUUUAAUGACAAGCUUUCGGGAGAACCUCCCUUUCUCAAGUCUGAAGCAUUUCUGAGCAAAACGACACAUAGAAUUCAAAGUUAAGUUGUGAUACAGUCUUGAACAGAGAUUCCUAGAUAACCAACACACCAAACCAUACAAAUAUUAUCGCUACAUCGAUGAUAUCUUCAUAAUUUGGACUGAAAGCAAAGAAAAACUGAUACAGUUCCAUGACUCUUUCAACACAUUCCAUCCAUCAAUCAAACUAAAAAUGGAAUAUUCCACUAGAUCUGUGAAUUUUCUGGACACAACUGUGACAUGUAAUAAUGGCACAAUCCACACCUCGGUUUACAGAAAACCCACAGACAGGUGCAGUUACUUACACAGCUCCAGCUUCCACCCCUCUCAUACUAAACAGGGCAUCAUUUACAGCCAAGCCACUAGGUACCAUCGCAUAUGCUCUGAUCCUAAUGACCGUAAUUCCCAUCUAAAUGUACUCUCCCAAUCUAUGAGACAGAAAGGCUACAAACCAAAGACUAUUACCAAACAAAUCAACUCUGCUGUAAAAACGCCACGUACGCGCCUGCUACAAUACAGAGAGAAAAAAAUAUGCACACGAGUGCCACUUGUGGUCACCUACAACCCUGCUCUUGAGGAAAUACGGAAAAUCAUCAAAGACCUACAACCAAUAUUAACAGAAGAUGAGACUCUGAAAAACAUUUUCCCUGAAACACCCAUUUUGGCCUUCAGACAACCACCAAACCUCCAACAAAAAUUAAUCAACAGGAGGCUGCCCACUGAUGGUAAGAACGAAGAAAACGGGACCAGUCAAUGCAAAAAACCUCGCUGCAAACUGUGUCAGCACAUAUGCACAGACAACACAGCCACACACAACAAUAAAACCUACAGCAUUAAAGGUUCAUACUCCUGCACAUCCAGCAAUGUGGUAUACAUGAUUCAAUGCAUAAAAUGCCACCUAGGAUGCUACAUUGGGGAAACCACCCAGCCAUUAAAUGGCAGAAUGAAUAUGCACAGACACUCUAUUAAACACCACAAAGAAGAAUCAUACUGCACUCCUGUGGGACACCACUUUACCCAACCUGGCCACUCACUGAAGGACCUAAAAAUCAAAGUACUGAAAGGGGGUUUUAAAAAUACCCAGGAAAGAAAAGCCUUUGAAGCCAGAAUGAUUAAAUGGUUUAACAGCAAGAAGAGAGGACUAAAUAUUGAUUUGGGAUUCCUGUCCCACUACCAACACUUUACAUGAACACUCUCCCAGCAUUAUCUUACUGUUCUGUCAUAUGUACCAACACUUUAAAAUGCAUUCCUAUAUGUUUAUUCUAUCUAUAUACAAAGUACUAUGUGUAGACCUAUGCUUUCCCAUACUCGUAUGCAUGAAUGCUUAUAUAUAUUACUGUGCAUUUAUAUUUGUGUAUAUGAGUCCAUGUGCAUGUAUGUAUAUGUGUUUAUGUAUAUAUACAUAUGUUUAUGCGUUCACAUAUACAUAUUUCUGUGUGUGUGCAUGUAUAAAGUGUAUCAUCCUGUGCACUGUCUGCUUGUUUGUUUUUCUUUUCCCUCUCUCCCCCCUACUCUUCUCUUCAACAAGAUAUUUAUGACCCUCUGCUAAGAUGGUGUCUAUUUUCUAACAAACCUGUGUCUUAUCUACACUCAUGUCGCUUUAACCCCUGUAUCACAACUCAACUUUGAAUUCUAUGUGUCGUUUUGCUCAGAAAUGCUUCAGACUUGAGAAAGGGAGGUUCUCCCGAAAGCUUGUCAUUAAAAAAUUCUGUUAGUCCAAUAAAAAAGGUAUUACAAGAUAAGAAUUUUAUCUGUUUUUUACAUCUACAUCACUGGACUAAUACGGCUACAAUCUCUACUUAUAUAUAUAUAGCAUUAUUUUACAUCUGCGAUAUGUAAGCUUAAUGAGGUGGGGUAUGCACUAACAGCAUUGUCACAGACCCUUAUUUUCACAUGUAAUAAGUAAAGACCACCUACAACACUAUUCCUAAGAUCUGACUUGUAGCAUAUUAAAAUUCAAAUUGCAAAAUGGAAGCUAAAAUAGCUGGAAGUAUUUUCCAACUGUCACUUUAUUAUAAUUUUUUUUUUUUAGAUUCAUAUUUACUUUUAAGGUUUUAAUUUGCUACAUUUUAGAGUUUAACAGACAGAUUAAUCUGUUAUUUAUUACAUGCUAAUUAAAGGGACGCUAUAAUGUUAUACAAAUGUGUUCUCCUAACGCUAUAGUGUCCUAGUCACUGUUUAGGUGACCGGGUCCUCGCUGCCAGGAUAAAAAGGUGAGUUUCUAGAAUCAGAACACAAAAUGCAAAGUGUAAUGUCAGCUUCUAUAAACUUAUUCCCCUCACCUUUACCGCCUCAGGAAUUUAUCUAUUCAUAUCUCCGCACUACCUAAAUUUGCACACUCCAUCAAGUAGGUGGGUUGUUUUCCGCCGCUGGCUGCCCAGAAAAUACAUAUGGUUAAUUACUGGGAGACUGGUCCCCCACCAUAUGGGUACACUUAGGUCUUUGAUUUUAUUUUGUACUUUUGUACACUUCUGUACAUUUGUAUACACUUCAUCAAAUAGAAGUGUACGGACAGAGGUUAGCUUCUGCCCCAGCUGCUACUGGAGGAAACACAUCUGGCUAAUUACAAAGUCACUUCAAUACCAUGUAUUGACCCUGUAUAUUUUUGUAUAGGACAAUCACAUCUCCUCUUUGUUCUAAAAUAAACAAUUUAAAUUUCUUAGCUUUUCUUCGUAUCUAACUUUUCCAUUUCCCUUAUUAAUGUUGUAGCCUUUCUGUGCACUAUUUAAGAAUAUCUUUUUUUUUUUUUUUUUUUUAAACUGGUGCCCAAAAUUAUGCCACGUAUUUAAGAUGGGGUCUUACCGUGGCUUUAUGAAGCACCAAAAUAAUAAUUUAAUUGUGUCAACUUAUACCCUUUUUUUUUUUUUUUUAAUACCCUUUUACCCUGGGUCUCCAUUAAAUUCAGACAUUGCACUUGUUUGCGCGUAGUGUUAAAAGCUUUGCACCAUUUUCGAUGAUCUAAGACACAGUUAAGCUCUAUUUCCCAUUUUUUUUCUUCUGGGGAAGAUUAUCUGAAUAGUUUAUCAUUCUAAUCACAUCUAUGGCUUUCGCUAAGACCUUUGGGACUACCUCAUUUGAAAAAAUAUAUUCUAAUGACUUUGAGACAUUUUUCAUUGGUUGAGUCAGAUGUUUUUGUAGGAAAUAUUUAACUCUGAGGUAUGGAAAGAUUUCAGAGUUAGGUAAUUGAAAUUGUUGAACUAGGGUUUCAAAGGGCAUCAGUUUAUCUUAAUACAAUAAUUGGGAUACCUUAUAGAUGCCCCUCUCUCUCCAUCUAGAUAAAGAUAUAUCAGUUAUGCUUGAUUCAAUACAGAAAGCUUUAGGAAGUCUAAGACAGCAUGUUUAAUCCCUAUUUUUCUUUUAAUCUCUUCCCAGACUGGAAUCACUUGCUCCAGUAUUUUAUUGUUUUUAAUAGGAACUCCCAUUUUUAAAAAUUUUUAGUAUUCCAAAUCAGACAAGAACUGUUUGUAGCUGAGUUUAUAUAUAUAUAUAUAUAUAUAUAUAUAUAUAUAUAUAUAUAUAUAUAUAUAUAUAUAUAUAUAUAUUGUAACAAACCACCUCUUUUACAGGUAGGAUUGUCACCGAUCUUGCAGUAACCACAGCCUUCUAGGGUAUACAAAGUCCAGGACACCUUCAGCUUAGUUUUCCUUUUUAUUCAGUAAGAAAGCAGGUACUUUAAAUAAUAACAAAAACAAACAAAAUCCCUUGCUCUUACUUGAGCUCUUACUAGACAGUAAUUGCUAUCUGCAAUUGGGUGGCUUUCCCACUUACCAAUUUUCCAAACAAAAGCAAUGUCUUUGCAAUAAACACAAUCUCUCCUAGCUGUCUUUUUCUCCCUCACUCUGCAGCAGGCUGCUCUCUUCUUUUAAAGGCCUGUCUACUAAUUGAGUAGCUACAGGUGAGUGCCAAUUAGUUAACUCUUAAAAUCAGAUCCAAGCUGUGGUCUGUUAUACAGCAACUAGUGCUGUUGGAGCAUUGGCCCACCCUGCUCUCCAAAUACUCCGCCCCAGGGACCCAUACCAUGUUUUGCAGAGCAUCAGCUAUGCAUAUUGCAAACUUUAACAUCUCUCCCUGGGGCAUUUAACUGAAAAUCCUCUGGUUGCUGUUUAGCAAAUCAGGUCUGAUGUAUCUCCCAUCAACCACUAUUCCACCUUUACGCUCACAUAUCCUCCCCCCCAGCUCAUACCCAUGGGUUUGAGCGACCAUGGAAAUCAGGGAGUGUACCCUCGAAAGCCCAUCAGCAUUACCUUGUUGCAGACCAGCCCUGUGUUCCACAGUGAAAUUAAAAGAUUGCAAACUCAAAAACCAUCUGGUUACUCUGGAGUUACUUUCCCUGUUCUGAUACAUCCACGUCAGAGGAGCAUGGUCCGUUAUCAAUCGGAACUUUCUGCCUAGUAGGUAGUAUUUAAGAGAGUCUAAUGCCCACUUAAUAGCAAGACACUCUUUUUCAACAAUAGAGUAGUUCUUCUCAUGUAGGUUUAACUUUCUGCUCAAAAAGAAAACAGGGUGUUCUUCACCCUGGUAUUCCUGUGAAAGAACAGCCCCCAAGCCCACAUCAGAAGCAUCUGUCUGAACUAUAAAAUCCCUGGAAAAAUCUGGGGUCACCAAGACAGGAUGGCUACAGAUAGCUUCCUUCAGACUCUUAAAAGCCUUUUCUGCCUCAGGGCACCAUUUAACUAUGACUGGGGAUUUUGCUUUAAUAAGGUCUGUUAGGGGUGCAGCAAUGGUAGCAAAAUCUGGAAUGAACCGCCUAUAAUAUCCAAUUAAACCCAAAAAUGCCUUUACUUGUUUCUUUGUAAGGGGCUGUGGCCAUUUUUGUAUGGCUUCUACUUUGGCUUCCUGUGGUUUAACCAAACCCCUCCCAAUAGAAUAACCUAAGUACUUAGCUUCCUCUAAACCAAUCGUACACUUGGAAGGAUUGGCAGUUAAGCCUGCUGAGCGGAUAGCAUCAAGUACCGCUUGAACUUUAGGGAGGUGGGAUUCCCAGUCUGCACUGUGGAUGACGACAUCAUCCAAGUAUGCUGCAGCAUAACGAACAUGAGGUUUAAGAAUUCUGUCCAUCAUUCGUUGGAAUGUGGCAGGUGCCCCAUGUAACCCAAAUGGCAAUACAGUGUACUGAAACAGGCCACUGGGUGUUGAAAAGGCUGUCUUUUCUUUGGCUCUUUCAGUGAGCGGGACCUGCCAGUAACCCUUUGUUAAAUCCAAGGUUGUUAGAUAACGAGCUUUGCCCAGUCUUUCUAUUAACUCAUCAACUCUUGGCAUUGGGUAAGCAUCAAAUUUUGAGAUGGCGUUUAACUUGCGGUAGUCAUUGCAGAACCUCCAUGUGCCAUCAGGUUUUGGCACCAAUACAAUAGGACUACUCCAGUUACUCUGGGAUUCUUCAAUGACUCCAAGUUUUAACAUGCUCUCAACCUCUAAGUUUAUAACCUCCCUCCGGGCCUCAGGAAUUCUAUAGGGUUUGAGGUUAACUCUUUUCCCUGGUUCGGUUAUUAUGUCAUGUUUAAUCACUUUAGUCUUUCCUGGAACUACCGAGAAAACAUCCCUAUUUCUUCUGAUGAAAUCUCUGACCUCUUGCUUUUGAUGUACAGACAGAGUCUCAGAUACGUUCACCUCUGGCUCUACUAUAGGAGGUUCUGAAGGUUUUAAAGCAACCAGGACCUCCCUGUCCUUCCAUGGCUUUAACAGAUUUAUAUGAUACAACUGUUCAGGCUUUCUUCUUCCUGGUUGUCUGACUUUAUAAUUGACAUCACUCACUUUCUCUAUUAUUUCAUAGGGUCCAUGCCAAGUCGCAAGGAACUUAUUCUCCACAGUAGGGACCAGAACCAAUACCCUGUCUCCAGGUUGGAACACUCUGACUCUAGCAUUACGGUUAUAGCUGUUUUUCUGAGCCUGCUGGGCUUCCAGCAUGUGUUCCCUGACAAUAGGCAUGAUGGUGGCCAUUCUAUCCUGCAUUUGAGCUAUAUGCUCAAUUACACUCCUGUGAGGAGUAGUCUCCUGUUCCCAGGUCUCCUUAGCAAUAUCCAAUAUUCCCCUGGGAUGUCUUCCAUAUAAUAAUUCAAAAGGAGAGAAGCCCGUGGAGGCCUGUGGAACUUCCCUAAUGGAAAACAGUAGAUAUGGCAAUAAAAAAUCCCAAUUUCUUCCAUCUGCAUCAAUUACCUUGCGUAGCAUACUCUUAAGGGUUUUGUUGAACCUCUCUACUAAACCAUCAGUCUGUGGGUGAUAUACUGAGGUCUUAAGAUGUUUAACCUGCAAGAGCCUUCACAACUCUUUUGUGACUCUGGACAUGAACGGGGUCCCCUGGUCUGUCAGUAUUUCUUUGGGGAUACCCACCCUACUGAACAUCAACAUAAGUUCCUUAGCUAUUAACUUUGCAGAGGUAUUACGCAAGGGAAUGGCCUCAGGGUAGCGAGUUGCAUAGUCCAAGAUGACUAAUAUAUAUUGGUGUCCCCUAGCGGACUUUACCAGUGGCCCCACUAAGUCCAUAGCGAUCCUUUCAAAAGGCACAUCAAUUAUGGGUAAGGGUACAAGUGGACUACGAAAAGUCUUGAAAGGAGCCCUGUACUGGCACUCAGGACAUGAGGAGCAAUAGUUUGUAAUAGCAGCAAACACUCCAGGCCAGUAAAACCUUCUAAGGACUCUCUCUCUAGUUUUUUCGACUCCCAAGUGUCCCCCUAAUAUGUGGCUGUGAGCCAACUUUAGCACUAUAUUCUGGUAAGUCUGAGGAACCAACAGCUGCUUAAUGAUGUCUGAAUCCUUUUUUUCUACACAGUAAAUUAGGUCAUUUUGUACUUCAAAAUAGGGGAACGGCAGUGCUUCUCCUGGCUGAUUAGCAACCCCGUUUACAACUUUAAUAUCAUUUCUAGCUGUCACUAAAGUGGGAUCUUCCCACUGAGCGCUUUUAAAGUUACCUGGACUAAUUCCAAUAUCAAUUAAGUCCUUAUCCUUGUCUGCAGUAUUAGUAGGCUCCUCACUAGUUUGAGCUGGGUUAUCUCCUAUUAAUACUGGUUUAGGGCAGUAUUUUUUCUUUUUUCUUAUUUUUCCGUCACAGUGGUCAAAACCCAAGUCAAUAUCGGAAAAAGGGAACACAUUAUCCUCGACAGACUGACUCAUUUCUGAUAAAUUUUGGUCUGUCUUUUGUAAAGCUGCCCAUAAUUUUAGAAAAUGAGGAAAGUCUCUACCGAUCACUACCUCAUGGGCUAAUCUAGGUACUACACCCACUCGGUACUUUAAAUCCCCAUACUGGGUUCCAAUAUUUACUUCCGCAGUGGGGUAUUCCUUUUUAUCACCAUGAACACAGAUAAUGCCUAUUUUCUGUACAUGAUCAGGUUUUACACAAGGUAUUAUAGACUCUGCUACCAACGUAACCAUACUACCUGAAUCAAGUAAUGCUUUAGACAUUUUUCCAUUCACAGUUACACAGCAUUUAUGAGCGUUAUUAUCAUAGUCAUUGUUAACAGUACCAUAACAACUGAGCAAAAAUGAACGUGUUCCCUCAUCUUUGCCCAUAUUGCAUUCCAUAGGUUCAUCCUUAAAUGGACAGUCUUUGGCCAUAUGACCAUCCUCUUUGCACUUGAAACAUUUGACAGUACAAUCUGACCACCAAUUAGUUCCUUUCCCAGGCCUAUUAGACCUGGAUGCCCCCCUGGUGUUUUGUGUAUAGAGCUGCAGUUCUUCAGCUCCCCUUAAACCUUGAACAGUCUUACCAGGUCUUGCAGAAUCUUGGGGCUUAGGAUUGCGAGGGUUUGCCUGUGAAGUAGGACAUAGCAGUUCUCCUGCAGCCACAUAUCUUUCCACCAAGGCAAUCAGUUGGUCAGCUGUAUGGGGGUCACUUUGGCUGACCCAGCGACGCAGGGAAGCUGGUAAACCACGCAAAAACCGGUCCAUUACUAAGGUUUCCACAAUGUGGCUAGCUGAAUGGAUUUCAGGUUGUAACCAUUUCCGUGCAAGGUGUAUGAGGUCAAACAUUUGGGAACGUGCGGCUUUGUCUGAAGAAUAUGACCAUGAGUGGAACCUUUGGGCACGUACUGCAGAGGUUACACCCAGUCGUGCCAAGAUUUCAGCUUUCAAUUUGCUGUAGAUACUUGCAUCGGCUGGUUCUAGGUCAUAAUAUGCCUUCUGCGGCUCUCCACUUAGGAACGGUGCCAGUAUGCUUGCCCACUCACCAGCCGGCCAUCCCUCCCUCUCAGCAGUGCGCUCAAAUGCCAGAAGGUACGCCUCAACAUCAUCUGAUGCGGUCAUUUUCUGAAGAUAGUGGCUCGCCCGAAUCACCUUUGGCCCCUGGUAUCUUCCAUCAGGGUCUCCAUUCAGUUUUUCAGAGAUAGCUUGGAUUUCCUGUUGUAGUCCCUGGGUGACUUUUUGCUGCUCCUCACGGGCUACUUUAAACAUCUCCGCUUGUGUCACAACAAGCUGUUUCACCAAGGACUCAGUGCACUCCAUUUGUGUUUUGGCCAGGACUUUAGCACACUCUGCCUGGGCCAGCACCAGUUGCUGCAGGGCUGCACUGUUUUCUGCAGCUCUCCUGUUAGUCUCCUGUUGCACAGAGGUGGAUUGGAUCAGAGCCUUGAUAACAUCCUCCAUGUUGAGCUUUAAAUGACUUCUACCCUCAGGCUUACGUGGCUGCCCGCAUUCUCCACCAUAUGUAACAAACCACCUCUUUUACAGGUAGGAUUGUCACCGAUCUUGCAGUAACCACAGCCUUCUAGGGUAUACAAAGUCCAGGACACCUUCAGCUCAGUUUUCCUUUUUAUUCAGUAAGAAAGCAGGUACUUUAAAUAAUAACAAAAACAAACAAAAUCCCUUGCUCUUACUUGAGCUCUUACUAGACAGUAAUUGCUAUCUGCAAUUGGGUGGCUUUCCCACUUACCAAUUUUCCAAACAAAAGCAAUGUCUUUGCAAUAAACACAAUCUCUCCUAGCUGUCUUUUUCUCCCUCACUCUGCAGCAGGCUGCUCUCUUCUUUUAAAGGCCUGUCUACUAAUUGAGUAGCUACAGGUGAGUGCCAAUUAGUUAACUCUUAAAAUCAGAUCCAAGCUGUGGUCUGUUAUACAGCAACUAGUGCUGUUGGAGCAUUGGCCCACCCUGCUCUCCAAAUACUCCGCCCCAGGGACCCAUACCAUGUUUUGCAGAGCAUCAGCUAUGCAUAUUGCAAACUUUAACAUCUCUCCCUGGGGCAUUUAACUGAAAAAUCCUCUGGUUGCUGUUUAGCAAAUCAGGUCUGAUGUAUCUCCCAUCAACCACUAUUCCACCUUUACGCUCACAAUAUAUAUAUAUAUAUAUAUAUAUAUAUAUAUAUGUUAUUAUAUUAGCCUAGUAGUAAAAUCUCAUGUAUGGGAAAUUUUAGACCGCAGUCUGUCGGUUUAAGAGAUAAAACUAUUCUAUUUUUUUCCCUCUGCUGAUGAAAGUUUCAAUAUUGUUUUGCAAGAUUGUUAACCAGCUUUCUGGGAUUUUGAGGGGGAUCAUAUGGAAGAGAGAGUUCCAUUUAGGUAUGAUGUAUGAAUUCACAACAUGAAUUUUUCCCCACCAUGAUAUCUCCAGAUGUCUCCACUCUUUGAGUAAUUGAUUUGUUAUUUUCAAAAGACUCAUAAAAUUAACUUCCAUCAGUCUGUCCAGAUAUUUGGUGAUCCAAAUUUCCAAAUAGUUGAAUGUGCUACUUGCCCACAAAAAUCCAUAUUUCCUACUGAUUUCAACCCUUGUGUCAUUAUCUAACCCAGUACUGAUUAAAGUUGUCUUAGCAUUAUUUAGCUUGUAAUUAGCUACCUGACUGUAGUUCUUAAAUUCACCCAUCAGAUAGUCUAAAGAAUUUUUUAGGUCAGUGAUUGUAAGCAGAAUAUCGUCAGUGUACAAUCUGGUUUUUAAUUCAAGGAUCACUAUAGGGUCAGGAACACAAACAUGUAUUCCUGACCCUAUAGUGUUAAAACCACCAUCUAGCUCCAUGCCCCCAUAAACAUAGCAACAUCUUACUGUAUUAGAGCCAGAAGCUGUAGAUCUGCAUGAUGUUUGCCUCAACAACAAAAAAAAACAAGCAGUCUGCUGACAUCAUCAGAAGUGGUUGUCUGAUCCAAUCACAGUGCUUCCCCAUAGGAGUGGCUGAGACUGACAAGGAUGCAGAUCAGGGGCAGAGCCAGCAUGAUUCAAACACAGCCCUGGUCAAUCAGCAUCUCCUCAUAGAGAUGAAUUGAAUCAAUGAAUCUCUAUGAGGAAAGUUCAGUGUCUGCACACAGUGGGAGGAGACACUGAAUGUUUGGAUGCAUUUUAGGCAGCCAUGACCCAGGAAUGAUCUCUAACAACUAUCUGAGGAGUGGCCAGUGAAGUUAUCACUAGGCUGUAAUGUAAACACUGCAUUUUCUCUGAAAAGACAGUGUUUACAGCAAAAGGCCUGACGGUAAUGAUUCUACUCACCAGAACAAAUUCAAUAAGCUGUAGUUGUUCUGGUGACUACAGUGUCCCUUUCACUAUCUCUCGUCAUAACACCCUGUGUUUUCUGAUUAUUUCUAAUAUUCUAAUUUCUAAUAUUCACCGCAAGCGUGUCAAUGGAAAGUACAUACAACAGGUACAGCGGGCAUCCUUGUCUGACGCCAUUAUUUAUUGUAACCCAAUCUGAGCAAACAUUUUGCCCCACCAUUCUAGCAGAGGGAUUUUUAUACAAUGCCAUAAUUGCAUUUAGCAUCGAUCCACUGAUAUUAUAAGAUAAUAAUACCUGUUCAAGGAAUUUCCAGCUUAACCUGUCGAAUGCUUUUUUAGCUUCGAAUGCUAUGGAAAGGAGUGGUAUGUUUUUCUUUUUGGAGCUAUCAAGGAUAUUUAUGACUCUUCUUUUAUUAGAACCUGACCAUCUGCCUGGUAUAAAACCAAUUUGAUCAAUAUGAAUUAAUUUCUUUAUUACGUCUUUGAGGCGUUUUGCUAAAAUGGAUAAAAAUAUUUUGACUUUGGUAUUUAUUAAAGAAAUGGGAUGGUAGCUAGCGAUCUCCAUAUGAUUUUUACCAUGUUCCAAAAUCUAGUUAUUUCAUCGGGGAUGCUGCCUGUCUGAACCGCAUUAUUAAACGUUGGGGUCAAGUGUCUGCUCAGCUGGGAUUUGUAGGUGUGAAAAAAUAAAUUAGUAAAUCCGUCUGGUCCAGGUGUCUUAGACUUUUGCAGUUUGGAAAUAGCAAUUUCUACUUCAUCUACAUUAAUAAGUCUAUUAAGGCUGAUUGAUUGCAACCGAUUGAUCUUUGGAAACUUGGUAUUGAGUAGAUAUUGAUUUAUAGAAUCCAACUGUGUAUCUUCUGGGAGAUUAUAUAAUUUCCCAUAAUAAUGCUUAAAACUGUUUCCAAUGUCCUUAGAAUUUAUAAAUGUUUCGUUGUUAUAAACUAUCUUUGUUAUGCGCGAAUUGGCUAGUUGCUUUCUGAGCUUGUUGGUUAGCAUUUUUAUUGCUUCUACAGUAGAAUUUGAGCUUUUAUUUAUUAAUAUUUUUUAGAAUUCUAUUAUUUAAAAAUUGUGAGAUUUUAUCCUGUAUAUCUAUAAUUUCCCUGGCCUUUUCAGGCGAGGGAUCUGCCUCUUAUUUCUGUGGAUAAAUUAUACAGAGAAAUAUAUAGAUCAGACACCUAUUUAGCUUUAUUUUUAUAGUAAUCAUGGUUCAUUUUAAUUAGAUAACCUCUCAAGACAGCAUUAAACGCACAGUACGUCAUCCAGGAAGAUCUAUCUAAGGGAUCAUUCUCCUUAAAAUAACAAUCAAUUAGUCUUUCUAAUUUAUCUCUAUCUUUAUUAUGCAGCAAAAAAAUCAUUUAAUUUCCACAUAGUUUUACUCUUCAUCGAGAGACUAUCUUUUAUAUCAAAGAGAUAUGUACUAUGGUCUGACCAUGUAUUAUCUACAAUUUUUAUAUUUUUAAGAUUUUCUACUAAAUUCAGGUCACCCCAAACCAUAUCGAUCCUUGAAUAUGUAAAAUAAACGCUAGAGAGGUGUGUAUAGUCCCUUAAUUCUGGAUUAGAAACUCGCCAUGUAUCAAAGAGAUUAUGACUAUUAAGGCAUUGGUUAAUGAUUUAGCAUAUUUUAUUACUUUUUAUUUAUAACACUUCCGUUUAAUAGUUUGUAUCAAGGACACAAUUAAAGUCACCAACGACAAUAUAUAGCCCUGUUUUGACCCUUUUUGGCUUUUUCCAAUAUUUUGUUUUGAAGUGGGACUGGGGAAACAUUAGGGAGGUAAAUAUUAUCUGUAUUUCACCUCAUUAAUCUUGCAAACCAAAAUCAUAAAUUCAUAGAUUUUCCUUCUGGGUCUAAUUCUUGGUAUAGAGUCUCCCAUGUAACUCUUUUUUAGAAAUUAUUAUAGCCACCCCUCUCUUUAAAAAAAAAAAAAAAGACAUCGAAGCAUGGAUAAUAGUUGGAUAUCUCUUGCCUCCCUGGCUUAACUUCUCCCCUUGGCGAUAGUGUGUUACUUGUAGCAUGCAUACAUCUAUCUUCUCUUUCACAAGAUAAUUAAAUACCUGAGAUCUAUAUCUAUAUUCCUUCUUAGCCAUGGAGUCCUAUGCAAUCAGAAUUCUUACACCUUCAAUUUGAAUCUUAGACUCCGUGACCCAUGACAGUGCGUUUUGGCUCUAGAAGAGCAGGAAUCUAAAUCUUAGGUUCAUAUUAGACAAUGACUGGCUGUAAAUCCGAGUACAACUGGACAACUCAAUGGUUUAACUAGAGAUACUGUUUGUUUAAUGGGCAUGGAGCCUGCACAUACAAACACUACUACAGGGUAUGAAAGUCCCUCAUUGGUACAUAGUCCCUUUGGGUCCGAUGAGUAUGUAGGAAUCCUACAAAGAAUUACUAAACUUCCUUUUCAAUCUAGUGUAAGGUUUGUUCACAGUAUAAUGUGUGUAUGCCGGAAAACCUUGCUUGUGUAAUAAAUCUUACAUUGCUCUCUCUGUUUAUUGCAGAGCGUGUCUGGGAAUAUUUCAUUGUAUUGCUGCAAUUUAUUUGAUCUAAAUGAGUAAGUAUUAACUGUGUUUGCAAGUGAAGUGAAUAACUACUGUCCUACUCUCCUACUUUACAAGUCUAUCUGAAGUAGACACAUUAAAAGAACACAUCCUGGUUUGCCGACAUGUUUGGAUCUAAAGCAUUAAGUGUUUAUGAACUGUUUGUUUGUUUUUUUUUGUUUUUUUUUUUGUCUCCCUGCAAUGCCCCUCUCACCUGUUAUGGAAAAUACAAACAAACAAACUCAUAUUUAUUUAUACAGUAAGGUAACAUUCAUGUAAGCAUACACACAUAUUCAUGUAUUCAUAUACAAGUGCUCCAAUUCAUACACUCAUUCAUAUACACUCACAUUUGAUUUGUAUUUGGCUCAUCAUUCCUGGUGUCCUCAAGUUUUCUCGUCUGAUCAGUCUGUGCACUGAUUCCACAGCUUCCUGCAGCUCUGUACAAACACCCAGGCUGGGAUGAGGUUACAUCUUGGCUCCCAGCUUUAGUACAAGGGUGGAGAUGGAGCUGUCCAGUAAGAGCUUAGACUGAUAUCAGCAGCUCCCCCACCACUUGCAAAGUCUGAAUCUGCAGAGCAUGCACUUGCCAAGUGACAGUCACCACUGGUGGGGAGGUACCUGCUCUGGCAACAAGGGGGUGCUCUGUGCCCCCUGUCAUUUGUCACCCCUGGGAACCAAGCAUGGAAAUUUGGAAUCAAACUGUGUAUAUGUAAGUCUUGCAAGUGAAAGAGAUUUACUUGACUGUUGUUAAUGUGUUCGCUGUCCAUGUGCGUUAACUACUGAGUGGGGAAGCUAUCGUUCAGUCACGAGAUCUUAGUUUGGGCUAUCCGUAAUGGGAAAAUAAAGAUAAAACUCAUUGGAUUGAUAAUUAUUUAAAAAAUCUUUAAAGGACGGCUUUCUUACGCCAUAAUACCUACAAUAAGGUGUUUAACGUGCUUUAAGUGUCCCUUUAACUGCGCUGAUUAUUUAUUUUAAAUAAUGAUUUUUUUGUUCCCAGAACAAUUGUGGGCAAGUUUGAUGGAAUCUGGGAUCGAGGUAGCAUGGUAGCCAUGAAUCCGAUUGAUAGAGAACGGUUAGUAAUUUCUGGGGGGGGGGAGGGGGUUUAUAUUGUGAAAUCAUAUCUUAUUUCCAGGCACUAGAGGUAAGGUAACUGUCCGCUUUAUCAAAGAAUCACAACAACUUUUUCACCCCAAAUGAGGUCUUUAUCAAGCUUGAUAAAGACCUCAUUUGGGAUCAAAACGUUUCUGUGAUUGUUCACUAAAUCUGCCGGUUACUUUACCUCGAAUGCCUGGACCAUUUUUCUUUGCUUCUUUUCAUGUUGAGGAUUUGCCAACCUCAGGUCCAGUUUUGAGCACCUUGGAUUAUAACAGAAGUAGUGUCAUUUUCCUCCAAUUGUUUCAACUUUUUUUUUUUUUUUUUUACCAGAUUUAAGCAAACCAGUGAAUAAGCAGGAAUGUGAGACCAAACAAUAUACUAGUUUUCAUUGAUUUUAAUAUUAUUGACAAUAAAUUGAACAUUUAGUCUAAGGAGAUUAACUAUUGUAUUCAAGCAAUAACAUGGCUUUUUAGUUUUUUAUUAAAAACAAAACUCCUGCUUUAAAAAAUAUCUUAAAUGUUUUGGAAAUGACAUUGUUAACUAUUGUACAGCCAUACAUAUCAUAACUGCAAUAAUUGUAAAUUAAUAGUAAUCAACCUCAUUUAAUUGUACAAGUAAACAUAUUUAUCAUAUUUUAUUUAUAAAAUAAAUAGAUUACUGACAAUUCCCUUCCAGGUUUCUUUGGAAAACUACAAGCAUGUAAACAUAUUAUGCACCCAUUAUGGAAGAUACUCUACAUAGUUCUGUUUUUUGUUUUGUUCAUUGAGGAAAAACUCUCAAAAUGAAUUUACAAUAAUACAUUAUGUGCUUGUAAUAUAUCUAAUACAGUCACAUUUGUUGGAUAUUUUUGACUAGAUUAGUUCACAUUAAUGAGGACUGUCAAACUCUGAAUUGUAGUGAAUUAACAUCUGAAAUGCAAAGCGGGGGGGAUAAACUAGCCAGUUUGGGAUUAAAACAGUCGGGGAAUUCUUCCAAAUGAACAAUUUUAUAAGCAAUGUGUAAAACUAAAAUUUAAGAAAAAAAACUAGACUCAAGUGGCUCUGUCUCAUCUGGGGUCUUUGCAAAUUUUUCAAAGAUCCAUGAUGGUGACUGCUUAGCUUGGUGUCUGGCAGCCGCAGUGUGCAGGGGAAGGUAAAUUUUACUUACCUGAACCUGUCCAAUGCGGCCGGAGCUGUUUUCUUCCUGCCUUGUCCUUCUCCGCUUCUGAUGCUUCAUCUCACAUUCGCAAGAGUGUAAUACUGUGGUCUUUAGAGGAUCCUACAAAGAUGCAUUAUCUUUUCCCCUACACCUGUCACUAGUGACGGCUGGUGGAAAUGACAACAUUUUACAGUGGUAGCUCUUCCUAUUGUCAAGCGUAGGAAAAAUACUAAGACAAAGUAAUCCGUACUUUAGCUCAUUAUAAUUCCAACACAGUCCAUGUGCGUUUUUCAUAAAGAUUUUUAUCUUUAUGAAUUACUCAUUUUGGAAAGGGUAGGAAGGCUGACAGAGAGCCACUUUAAUUAUUCUUACACCUUUAUCAAACAAUUUAUUUUCUCUAAGGUUUCAGGCUAAUGGGGUGAGAAUUGUUGGAAAUUCAAUGUGAAUGUCUAAAAUUUAAUGCCGAAAUAGCUAAAAUGAAAAUCCUAGUUUGAAGCAAAAUUGGAAGUGCAUCAAACUGUUUUUUGUUUUUUUGGUUGUUUUUUUUGCCUUCUUUUGAAUCACUCACAAAACACAGAUGUGACGAAGGCUGAACUUGAUGGACGCAUGUCUCUGGAGCCUAUGUAACUAUGUAACUAUGUAGAAGCAUAACUGACUUAGAGUUUUUAAGUGUUGCUAUUUUGGCUUUAAAUUUGAAAUUGAAUUUGAAUUCCUGACAAUUAUCACUUUAGUGAGUGACCUUGUAAAUAAAUGUUCACAGCAUAAAAAUAUCAGUAUUGUAAUAUUUUGCUGAGCUAUUUUUCACUUUUUUGAUAUUAGAAUGCUAUUAUAAUAUAAAGGAACACUAUAUAGUGUCAGGAAUACAAUCAUGUAUUCCUGACACUAUUGGUAUAUCUAGCUGUUUAGUCCCGUGCUCCCCCCCUUACCUCUGGUUUAAAAGGGGAAGUACCUUGCAUGCCAUAGGCUGCUGACACCUGUCCUGGUGAUUUGUCUAGCAAACUUCAAUUUCCAGUCUGACGGCCAUUAGAGGCAUGUUCUCUUGGAAAUAUGAACAUUGCCAUUUCUCUGAAACAUCAUAUAGCAAUGCAACUUCCCUGCUAAUUCCUAGUUUUGGCAUCUUACCUUUUGUAUGCUUAUUAUCCCGGUCAGACCAUUUUACCAGUAUGUGUCCUUGGGCCAGAAACCUGGUGAUGUAUAUCCUACUACCUCAAAUCCUCUUCGAUUGUAAACAUGUUUUAACAGGGACUUCUUCACCCCUUAAAUAUCCCCUUUCUAUAAUUAUAAAGUGCUGUAGAAUAUGAUGGCGCUGUAUAAAAGCUAAUAAUACAAAUAUAUUAGGUGUACAUACAUAUAGAAAUCUGUGAGUAUUUGGUGUCCUGUUUUACAGUAAUCAUACAUUAUCUGCUGUUCGAUUAAUGUGGCAGUUUAUUUGUAUCUAAGUUUUCCUUUAUAUUGGUGCUUUAACUUGCAAUGUGUGUUUUUCAAAUAGAAUAACAUGCAUUCUUUACAUUUAUUAUUUUACAUGCAGUUAUGCCAAUGCGAUGAUUUCAUUAAUGGAUAAAGAUUGUCGUUACCUUCUGGUUACUCUCGAAUAUAAUCCAAAAUUGCAUCCAGGUAAGCAAAGAUGUCAAUGGAUUGUUGUCGAUGGAAUAUAUGUUUUAUAUUUUUAACUUUAACCCACAUUAAAUCUGCAAAAAUGACUGGGGGUGAAGUCAUUAUUUUGCAUUUGUAAGCUUUUGAUACAGGCAUAAAUUGACACUGUGCUCCUUUCAAUAGAUGUGGACAAAGUAGAUCCUGCAAAAAGUUUAUAGCAAAAGACCUUUCCGAGGACUUGUAAUGUUUUAUUUACUUGUCCCUAUGUUUAAUAUGUAUUUUAGAGGAGUGAGAUAUCAAACUAAAUGUAGAAAUUCAUUCCCCUUCAUCCUGCAAGUGGGUCCCUUCAUCUAAGCCCUUUUUCAAGCAUAAUUGAUAUUCCACAUCAAUAAAGCUUAGAGAGAUCAGAAAUUAAACUGAUUCUGUUUCUCAUUUUCAUUUGCAGUGUUUGCCCUACUGUUGCCAUGUCUGAGCCAGUUUGUGAUGUAAUUUGCUAAAUCUUUACUACUCCCCUUCCUUUUUGGUUAAGACUUAAAAGUCAGACAGUAGAGAAGCAAAAUACUCUAGCAAACAUUAUUUCCCUAGGUCAUGAAUUUGAAACUUUAUUCACACAUUCUAACAAACAUGGAGGAGAUCUUAAGGUCAAUGAAUAAAGAGGUGUAUCUUAAAAACCUCUGCAUACUCCAGGGUAAAUACUACUCUACAUGGUAUCAUGCCUGCUUACAGAUCUUAUUUUUCACAUUCUGCUGGUAUUUUUAUGAAUCUGCAUUACUACAAAUACCACCAGGAUCAGUACUAAUAUUUAAAGAUCAAUAUUCACAUCUAAAAGUUAGCCAUUGCUUGUUCUAAACUUUAUUUUUAUUUAUAUAUAUAUAUAUAUAUAUAUUUUCUUCAUAGGUAAUUUUCUAUUUUAACCUGCAUGCUGUGCUGAGCACACAUGUGAAAGCAUGCAAAUUGGUUUUGUUUUAACUUGCCUCUGCUGCUUUGUUCACCCCAGUAAAUGCUGCAAUAGCAUUUCACAGGAAGUAUUAGUUCUUUUUUAGGGGGUUAAAGGUGGGGAGGGGGGGUUGAUGUAUUACACCUACUGUGAUGCAGUGUUAGGUAACACAAAGUUAUUUUUGUUUGUAUGUUAAAGGACCACUAUAGGCACCCAGACCACUUCAGCUUAAUGAGGUGUUCUGGGUGCCAGGUCCAGCUAGGGUUAACGCUUUUUGCUGUAAACAUAGCAAAUUCAGAGAAAAUGCUAUGUUUACCUAUGAGUUAAUCCAGCCUCUAGUGGCUGUCUCAUUGACAGCCGCUAGAGGCGCUUCCGCGCUUAUCACUGUGAUUUUCACAGUGAGAAGACGCCAGCAUCCAUAGGAAAGCAUUGAGAAUGCUUUCCUAUGAGACUGGCUGAAUGCGCGCACGGCUCUUGCCGCGCAUGCGCAUUCAGCCAGGGGCGUCAGAAGAGGGAAGAGAGUCCCAGCACCGAGGGAGCCCGGCACUGGAAAAAGGGUAAGGGAUUAACCCCUUCCUCCCCCCUCAGCGCCACGGGAGUGGGACCAUGAGGGUGGGGGCACCCUCAGGGCACUAUAGUGCCAGGAAAACGAGUAUGUUUUCCUGGCACUAUAGUGUUCCUUUAAUAUUUCAGAUGUGUCUAAAAUAUUGGCUCAUCAUGUGACCUCUAAAUUAUUAUCCUUUCUGUAAAGGAUAAACAAAUACAAAUUAAAAUGUUAAGGGAUAUACCGUCCAUUUUGAAACAACAAUUGACUGUGACAUGGUGAUCGGCCACACCUGCCCAGUUCUUAGUUUACCCAAACUUGUUGAUAAAUAUACAUAGUGCCACAGUUAACACAUGCAUAUUUUAAAAGUGCAAAUAUGUACGUAUACAUAUAAACAUGAUCCACACAUUUGUGGGCACCAGAUUUACUUAUUUUUUUUGUUUGUUUAUAGUUUGAUUGUUAAUUGCCGUGCAUUCUCUUUCAGGCCCACCAUUUUAUGUUCCAGAUGCAGAGUUAGAGAAAUUGCUUGGUAAGUGAGAUGAGAUUAAUAUAUGUUGUUAAUGUGUGAAAGUCACUUUGAGUAGGUGUGUGUGUCUAGUUAUGAAUUUGUGAGGGUCAGUAGCUGAAUCAUCCUAUACCACAGCGCUCCAAGACCUUUAAAAAUAAUUCU